AAUUUAAUAGCUCUAUCCCCUUAUAAGCAAAUGCUCCAACUCUCUUCGUUAGAUACAAACACUCAUCUCUUUUCUCUCAUCGGCUUCCUUCAAAAUGGUAGGCGUAACUGUCGUGUCUCUCUUCCUACUUCUCAUCACCACCGCCGCCAAUUCCGCCGUCGUCUCUUUCCGUGACGGGAUAUUACCAAACGGUGACUUUGAGUUAGGACCAAAACCAUCUGACAUAAAAGGAACCGAAGUGUUGAACAAGAUGGCAAUCCCAAACUGGGAAGUCACAGGAUUCGUUGAGUACAUAAGCUCAGGACACAAACAAGGAGACAUGCUUCUCGUUGUCCCCGCAGGAAAAUUCGCAGUCAGGCUAGGAAACGAAGCAUCGAUAAAGCAAAGACUCAAAGUGGUUAAAGGAAUGUAUUACUCGCUCACGUUCAGUGCCGCGAGGACGUGCGCUCAAGACGAAAGACUCAACAUCUCUGUGGCGCCUGACUCGGGCGUGAUUCCUGUCCAGACUGUGUACAGUAGCAGUGGGUGGGAUCUCUACGCUUGGGCGUUUCAAGCGGAGAGCGAGGUCGCUGAGGUAGUCAUUCAUAAUCCAGGUCAAGAAGAGGAUCCAGCUUGUGGACCACUCAUUGAUGGUGUUGCCAUGAGAUCUCUUUACCCUCCCCGUCCUACUAACAAAAAUAUUUUGAAAAACGGAGGAUUUGAAGAAGGUCCAUUAGUAUUACCCGGAGCCACCACAGGAGUUCUAAUCCCACCGUUCAUAGAAGACGACCACUCUCCAUUACCUGGUUGGAUGGUGGAGUCUCUCAAAGCCGUCAAGUACGUAGACACAGAGCACUUCUCAAUCCCACAAGGUCGCCGAGCCAUUGAGCUAGUAGCGGGAAAAGAGAGCGCCAUAGCUCAAGUGGCUAGGACCGUCAUUGGGAAGACUUAUGUACUGUCGUUUGCGGUUGGAGACGCCAACAACGCUUGCAAAGGAUCAAUGGUGGUUGAGGCUUUUGCAGGAAGAGAUACGCUUAAGGUACCUUACGAGUCGCGUGGAACUGGAGGGUUUAAGCGAGCCUCUAUACGGUUUGUGGCUGUUUCGACCCGAACUAGAGUUAUGUUUUACAGCACGUUCUAUGCUAUGAGGAGUGAUGAUUUCUCUUCUUUGUGUGGGCCUGUGAUUGAUGACGUCAAGCUUCUAAGCGUUCGUAAGCCGUAGAUGAAUGAAUGUUAUAACAUGAAGUGAAGUGUGUGGGCUUUAUUUUUUAUAAUAUGGUCUUUUUGAUUUUAUUCAAAAAGAGAUGUUUAUUUA
Molecule: messenger RNA, 1294 nt
Organism: Brassica napus (rape)
Lineage: Eukaryota; Viridiplantae; Streptophyta; Magnoliopsida; Brassicales; Brassicaceae
Exons: 3
Coding region: 95-1201 (368 amino acids)
Cellular component (GO): plant-type cell wall
Source: RefSeq, a predicted model, not a curated record